Messenger RNA from Aspergillus melleus, 729 nucleotides. RefSeq names its product RNA polymerase II mediator complex subunit MED8 (gene med8). Lineage: Eukaryota; Fungi; Ascomycota; Eurotiomycetes; Eurotiales; Aspergillaceae. The coding region runs from base 1 to 729 and encodes 242 amino acids. The record is from RefSeq and is a predicted model, not a curated record. Gene Ontology annotation, biological process: regulation of transcription by RNA polymerase II. Gene Ontology annotation, cellular component: mediator complex; core mediator complex. The transcript is spliced from 2 exons. Gene Ontology annotation, molecular function: transcription coregulator activity; RNA polymerase II cis-regulatory region sequence-specific DNA binding.
AUGUCCGCUCCAACCCCGGACCAGAUCAAAACCCUCGAACAAUCCCGCCAACGGCUGGCACAACUCACGCGCUCCCUAGCCUCCCUCAUCACCAGUCUCAAUCAGAGCGACCCGCUUCCACCCUGGUCCUCCCUCCAAUCCCAAGCCAGCAUCAUCUCCAACAACCUCCUCAGCGUCUCCGAACACCUCUCCGAGAACAACGCCCUCCUGGGUUCUCUCGUCGCCUACCCAGGCCCCUCCUACCCGGGCCGUACCCAAGCUAACACGCUCGAGCAACUCCUCCGCACAAAACUCGAUCCCCGCGUUGAAGAUUGGGUCGCGCGCGGUCGCAAGGCGGGCGACUCGGCGCUGCAGGACACUGCGGGGCUGAGCGAGUCGCAGUUGGCGGAGCUGUGGCGCUGGGCGCCCGUGGAGGCGAACCAAGAGGCGAGGGAGCGGAAUUGGGGUGGGAAUUUCACGCUGGAGGAGAGGCAUCUGGGCGUGCAGAAUGUGGUGACCGGGUUGAAGCGCCAGUUGGAGGAUGAGGAGCCCGGGAGGUCCGAUGAGGAAGAUGAAGACGAGGUCGAGGAUGAGAUGGAGGUGGUCGGUGUUAGGAGGAAGUCAGGCGCCGGGAGUGGCUUGGAGUUUGAUAUUGCAGCUGCGACGCAUCAGAAACCGACGGGGCCGGUCGUGCCGUUGAAUGAGAUCUUGAGGUUCAUGACUACGGGGGCGCCGCCGGGGCAGCGGUGA